Messenger RNA from Branchiostoma floridae (Florida lancelet), 3487 nucleotides. RefSeq names its product zinc finger protein AEBP2-like. The coding region runs from base 62 to 2029 and encodes 655 amino acids. The record is from RefSeq and is a predicted model, not a curated record. Gene Ontology annotation, biological process: regulation of transcription by RNA polymerase II. Lineage: Eukaryota; Metazoa; Chordata; Leptocardii; Amphioxiformes; Branchiostomatidae. Gene Ontology annotation, cellular component: ESC/E(Z) complex. The transcript has a single exon.
CCAGAAGUCGAGUAGGCUAGUUUUGACCUUUGUCCCCUCAUCACUCACUCACUCAGUCACAAUGGCGGACUCCAGGCCAAAAGAACAUUCCUUGCGAUCUAAACACUUGGACAAUUCCCAGUGUUUGAGGCAUUCAGAGCGACUUUCGGCUCGCGAGAGAAGCGUGGCUACAUCUAAGGUGCCUAGUGGGGAAAUAAGGACUUUGCGUUCGAGGGAUAUUCGACCGGAAAAAAAGGAGGAAUGCGGUAUGGUUGUGGGGAGGGUGGGUGGACAGAGAACAAAGAAACCCACCCAACCACCGCUACCGACCUCCCCGGUCCGGGUUAGCGCUAGGCUGAAGGAAAACACUGCUGCUACGAUCCCUCCUCUUUCAGCAAAGCACGGCCGACGGUUUUCUGAGACCGAUGCGUCGCCGUACGGGACCCGCAACAAGAGGAGCCGGAGUCUUGGGUCGAACCACCACCACGGAAGUGCCCCGAGCCCCGGCGAACAAGCCUUCAACAGGAUAGCCACAAGGUUACGGGAAAAACUGUCCACAACAUCAAGGGCUACUGCGGACACUGACCACCUCCACCACCACCACCCGGGCACCAAUCUACGAGCAGUGGUCAGCCUACAGAAGCUGGAGUGUCCAACCAAAGGGAGAGUGACCACCACCACAGUUGACCAACGCAAAUCUACUACUACUACUACUACCUCCAAACAACACAACGGUAUCUCAGGUAAAAAUAUAGACUCUUCCGACAGAAUAAGUUGCGAGAAUGCUGUCCAACCCUCGUCGUGCGAAGACCGUAGAAGCUCGGGACCUGAUAAAAACGCAAACCAAACGUUGCAACUCAACUGUGUUAAACACGAGAUAGUAACUGAUGAUGACGUUGAAAAUAAGAAGGAAGGAAAAGAAAAUGCGGAACUCGAGACAGCGUCAACAGUUAACCACAGGGUGGAAGAAGAAUGUAUGGAAGUUGUCCAACAGGAUUCCAAAACAACAAGCAAAGAAACUGCUAUAAAGGGGACAAUGGAAAACGGCACACUUCAAGGAGAGGAAGCAACAAAAACAGUUGUAGAUUCAAGUGAAAAUGUGUCCACAAAUGGUACUUCAACACCAUCGCAGUCUGAAAUAGGAGGAGAAAGUGUCAAGGAAGAAGCAGAAACCAUAAGUGUACAGUCUGGUCAGAAACCAGAGUCACAGAGCCAGCAGGAAACCAACAGUCAACAAGAUUCCGAAGACAGCCGGAUGACGAUGGACGACGAAACCCAGUCGAGCCACUCUUCGUCGGCUAACGACCAGAACUCGAGCGCGAGCCAGAACUCGUACGCGUGUAAGUGGGAACAGUGCGACCAAAGCGUAGCUAGUAGUAGCGAUUUAGCGGACCAUUUGUCCAACGUGCAUGUACGCGAGGAGGGCGAGAAGGUGGUGUGUUUGUGGCAGGGUUGCCGUGUUUAUAACAUGCCCGCGCGCAGCAGGAGCUGGUUAAGUAGACAUGUGUUACAGCACAGCGGAGACAGGCCGUUCAAGUGCAUGAUAGAGGGAUGCCGCGCGGCCUUCGCCUCUCAGGGAGGACUAGCCCGCCACGUGCCUACUCACUUUGUGGAGCCCAACACCCCGAAAUCAACACCAAACAAAAAGGACGAGAGUCCGAGCAAGAGCACGAAACGGAAGAAGACGCGGUUCCGUCGCCGAGGCUCCAUUGUGAGAACCGAGGACUUUUUCGAUACGCGGAUCAUGGACAUGAUUCGCCAGAAGCUCGUCACGUUCAAUAUGAUGACGUACGUGGAUACGGUGGGGCGCGGUCAGAAUGUCGUCUUCCGUAGUCAGGUGCUAGGGAGGAGGGUGGAGCCCAGCGGACAGGUGAAACUUCUACUGCGGUGGGUCCCCGAGAACGUCUUACCCGAUGUCUGGGUCGACGAAACGGAACUCCCCGCCAACCAAGCCAAACUGGUACCGCUCACAUCACUACCAGCAGAGGCCCUUAUCAGCCUGGACUCCUCUCUAUACAGAAACAUCUCUUAUGCAAAUUUCAGGAAAUAACUAAACGAGAGAGAUAGGGCGACUAUGUGCCGACUUUUCCAGGUUUUCUAACAUAACAAUAAGUCAGAACUCAAGGCAGCUCAAUUUUCCACACAAAGUACAGAUAGAGAGAAAAAAAGGUGCUGUUUUAGGUUCAAAAUGAUGGAGAUUUCUACUCUUCGUUUGUAAAUGUUUCCUACUGUCUCUUUGGUGUAUAUUUUUUAUUCAGGGUAUUUUUGUUACUUGGUAAUUUCAUUUUGAGUGUAUCUCUGUUCUUCUGUUAUGUGUUUGGGACAUUAAUUAGUGAAAGUGAAUAUUAGUUUGACUUUUCCUUUUUAAGACUCCUUCCCAUCUUUUUGCAACAAACAGAAAAGUAAAAUACUUGACUCUUCUGUAACUUUGUAAAAAAGACUGGAAAAGAAUGCAGUGUUAUAAGUAGAUUAGACCCACAGAUCCAACGUAGUGCAAUUGCUUUGAUGAUGCCUUAAAUUAUUUUGCUCUAUGAUUUGUCUUAAUUGUUGCCGAUUUCUGUUAAUUUUGAUUUGAUUAUGUAUUUAUGUAUGCUCGACUUUGAUAAAAGCGUGUGGUGUGUAGCUAGCAAAAAGGUAAAAAAAAAGAAAGAAAUCUGCAGUAUCUUACUGUCAAACAGUGCCUUCGAGUGCAUGUAAAGAUUGUAGACUACUUGAAUUACUUUAUCUGUCGAAAGGACCAAUUGAAAGACUUUGAGUGGAGUCAAAUGUGUACAUAAUGUGUUUGUUUUGAAUAAGAGGAGAUAACCUAUAGGAAGUUUGCUCCUGAUGUCACAGUAGGCAUAUUGAUUGUUUAAACCGAAGAGAUUCAUUUACAUAAAUUUGCAUAUGUAUGGCAUAAUGAUUGCUGAGGAAUUCUAAUGACAAAUUCAAGUUUACCUGAUGACUUCCAGGUUUAACCAUCCAAUAUGGUGGCUGUGACGUCAUGUGCAAGAAAUACUUAAGUCAUGGUCAUGUGAUUGCAAACAGCCAAUGGGAGGUUAGAUGUUACAGAGCAUAUGAUUGGUUCAGGCUGCUGUACCACUAUUGGUCAGGAUGAAAAUUUCGUCAUAUCACAGAGAACUGUUACAGUGUUAUUAUGGCUACCUGUAUAUUAUUUUGUUAUGGACGGGUAUUGUGAAAUGUAUUUUCCUUGCCCCCCAUCUCCUAUCCUCUGUAGUCAAUGGAUAGAUUGACAGAAAUACUUUAAAUGUUGAAGGGGUGGAGUUUCAUUCACAAGCAGGGACCUCAAUGCAAAUGGUAGAUACAGGGGGAAACAAUGUCAUUUGUUUAGGUUAUCUUUUGUGACUUGCAAAAUCACACAGUCAGUCUUUGAGACACAUUCCAUAUAGUUUGAACUGAUAAACUGAUUUGGGCUUGUUUAAAAAGACACAGGGACCUUUAAUAACGGUGUGUAAUGUUUUGUGAUCAAAUUAUUUUAAUAAACCUUUUUUGGUGCAAAGGUCAAUUU